Coregonus clupeaformis (lake whitefish) is the source of this 636-nucleotide messenger RNA. RefSeq names its product polypeptide N-acetylgalactosaminyltransferase 18-like. NCBI's taxonomy places the organism in Eukaryota, Metazoa, Chordata, Actinopteri, Salmoniformes, Salmonidae. The record is from RefSeq and is a predicted model, not a curated record. Gene Ontology annotation, cellular component: Golgi apparatus. The transcript is spliced from 4 exons. The annotation marks the transcript as partial.
GUAUGGCAGUGUGGGGGCAGUGUGGAGGUCCUGCCCUGUUCUCGGAUUGCGCAUAUCGAGCGUGCUCACAAGCCCUACACUCAAGAUCUGACUGCUCAUGUGCGGCGGAAUGCACUGAGGGUGGCCGAGGUGUGGAUGGACGAAUACAAGAACCACGUUUACAUGGCCUGGAACAUUCCUCCACAGGACUCAGGGAUUGACAUAGGGGACCUCACGGAGAGGAAGGCUUUGAGGAACAGACUGCAGUGUAAAUCUUUCAGGUGGUUCUUGGCCAACAUCUACUCUGAGAUGAGAACCUAUAGUGACACCGUUGCUUAUGGUGUGUUAAAGAACAUGCUGAGGAAUGACCUGUGUCUAGACCAGGGGCCUGAUUCAGACAACAUCCCCAUCCUGUACCUCUGUCAUGGGAUGACACCACAGAACGUGUACUACACGAACUCACAUCAGCUACACCUGGGGGUCCUGAGCCCCACCAUCGAUGACGACGACAACAAGUGCCUGGUGGAUGUGAACAGCCGGCCGCGGCUCCUGGAGUGCAGCUACGCCACAGCCAAGCGCAUGAAGCUCGCCUGGCAGUUUACUCAGGUAACGGCUACUCCUGUCUUCUCUCGAGAAUGUAGAUUCACCCUCAGAUGG